Molecule: messenger RNA, 1794 nt
Organism: Heterobilharzia americana
Lineage: Eukaryota; Metazoa; Platyhelminthes; Trematoda; Strigeidida; Schistosomatidae
Source: the annotation of a GenBank genome assembly
AUGGAGGCUAAACGGAAUAUACCUCAAAAUCUUGAAGAAUUGGAAGUUUACUUAUUACUACAAAAAGCUAAAUUGUUACAGUAUUAUGAUGCAUUUAUAAAUCAUGGUGGUGAUGAUGUUCAACAGUUAACUGAAUUGUUAAAGGAUCCUAAAGAAUUUAAUCAACUCAUCAAAUUAGUUGGAAUGGAUAAAAAACCUUUGCAUAUUCAAAGAUUAAAAAAAGCACUUUUACAAUAUUCACCACAAAAUAUUACUACAUCUACAAGUCAACAACAAAAAUAUACAAAUAAUAAAGAACCAUUUUCAGUUACUUCUCAUUAUUCACAAGAUGAAAGAAUUUUAAAUCAUGAUUCUGUUACUAAUACUCUUACAUCUUCAAAUUGGUGUCCAUUUCUACCACCAACAGUAUAUUCAGGAUUGAAUAUGUUUCCAACUCCAUCAAUAAUUAAUUCACUUCCAACAACACAGUGUAUUCUUCCAACAAAUCUUCAAAAUAUAAAUCCUAUCUUAAAUCAAUGGGCAUUAUUAAAUAAUCCACAGAAUUAUUCAAUGUUUCAAGCUUUAGCGAUGGGAAUUAUAAAUCAACAACAAUUAAUUACACCAAUGAAGACAGAAAUAGACGAAAAUGAUAAUAAAUUUGUUACCUUCGAGAAUCUUGUUACUGCAUCAUUUAAUUCACCUAUUUCAAGACUAUCUGGCUACAAUGAUUCAGUUGAACAAUUAGUUCAUGAAAGUAACCAACACCAUCACUAUCUUAACAAUAACAACAGUAAUCCUCACAAUCAAGUAACUAAUCAUGAUCUAACUGAGACAAGUCAAUCUCCAACACAAAGUACAAUAGAUAGUCCUAAUUCAGAGAAUAUUAUUUCAAGAAAUAAUUCACCACUUCCACAACUAUCAUUACCAUCAAAUUUACAACCUUCUACAUUGAUAUCUUAUAUCCCUUCAUCUAGUAAUUCAGAAAUAGAUUUAACUACAUGUACACAGAUUAAUAUCCCACAAUUAUUGAUGACAACAAAUUAUUCUGAAGAUUUAUUGAAAGUACGUCCAAGUGCUACAUUAAUGAAAUCAGAUUAUAUUAAAUUAGAAUUUGCUAUCAAUGCAUUAAUACCAUAUCUACCUAAAUUUUAUAUCAGGAAACCAAAUCCACGAAAUUCAAAUGAACAAGAAAUUCAGGAAAUUUUAAAAUUACCAGAGAAUGAUUCAAAUAGAAUUAAUGGAUUGAAAAAGCAUUCAAUGAUAUUUGGACGCAUGGAUACAGCUAAACGUUUAACCAGACCAUUAAGACACUUUGAGAUUACUAUUAAUGAGAUAACAAAUCGUUUAGUACAACAAAUUCCUGAAUUGGUUACACAACGUGAGCAUUUAUUUCAUAUAGCACGUCAAAUAGUUAAUAUUAUGAAUUAUGGCUUAAGCGUCGAUCAAAUCGGUCAGGUUACCUGGAAGAUGCUGAAACAAGAAGCCUCAGAAAAAUCCACUUCAGAUUACAAAUUGUCGAGUUCAGAUGAUGAAUGUUUAUUUGAAGCCAUUGAAGCGGACUGUUCAAAUGAGACAUUGAUUCAGAUACUUCUUCAACUGAAAUUAGAAAUGCAAGAUAUUGUAAAUAAAGAAGAUAGCCUACGUAUUAAAAUUCGUUUUCCUGAUAAGGAUUCAGCAUCAAAUGGGAAUACAAAUAGUUUACGUCGUGAUUUGGAGAAACUUGUCAGUCAGUUGCAUAAAUGUAUCAGUAAAACUGCAAAGUAUACUGUCUUACUGAAAAGCGCUCCGAAUAAUCCAGCAGAAACUGUUGAAUAA